Molecule: messenger RNA, 1764 nt
Organism: Cyprinodon variegatus (sheepshead minnow)
Lineage: Eukaryota; Metazoa; Chordata; Actinopteri; Cyprinodontiformes; Cyprinodontidae
Gene: tmub2
Product: transmembrane and ubiquitin-like domain containing 2
Exons: 3
Coding region: 162-1148 (328 amino acids)
Molecular function (GO): protein binding
Source: RefSeq, a predicted model, not a curated record
ACAGCCGGGAUACCGUUUAUAAAGGACUUUUAAAUGUUUGCUCGAAGCCUGCGCUCAAUGUGAACUCUGUUGCGACAGAAGACAGCUAGCUCUGCGGCUCGUAAACAGCGGAAGGUCGUUUUCCAUCAAGCUAGAAAGGCUAGCUGGCUUAAAGGACAGAGAUGGCGGUGUGUGCACUGACCAUGUUGGAGGGGAUGGAAAACGAAGUGGUGGCCGCAGGCGGCGCACUGCUUCUGGCCCUGGCCCUCAUCAUGGCCUGGCUUUCAACCCAUGUGGCAGAUCGGGGAGACCACAUACUGGGCACCAUCCUCACUGUGGGCGCCCAUGCCUCUUUGAUAGGCCUGGGAGCCCAUGAUAACUAUAGCGGAGGGCCUAAUGGUGCUGACGCUCCUGAGCAGCAGGCUGCUCAACCUUCACAGGAGAACAAGCCGGAUGAUGGUGAGCCUUCAAAUGACAGAGGAGAGGGUGACGGGGAGGGAACCGAGGACAUCUGGACUGACCUGCGGCUGGACAUACAGAGCAAACAACCUCAGGUGGGGAUGUUGCAUUCUUCUGAUGGCGAGGAGGAUGAGGAGAAUGAGGAUGAAGAAGAUGAGCUGAGAAUGGCAGAACAGCAGCCUUUGAAGGCUGUUGAGAGUUUGAGCACCAUGGUCCACUGUGCUUCCACUUCCAUCUCCGUCCGGCUAAAGUUUUUGAAUGACACAGAGGAGGUCGCUGUUGUAGAGCCAGAAGAUACAGUGGGAAUACUAACAAGCAAAUGUUUUUCAGGACGAGAGCAUCAGGUUAAGUUGAUCUACCGAGGCCAGCUGCUGCAGGAUCCUAAGAAAACGCUUUUUUCUUUAAACAUCACAAACAACAGCGUGAUCCACUGCCACAUCUCCCAGGCCAUGCAGGGACCCAACCCAGAGGAAGGGGCUCAACCCGGAGCAGGAACUGGAGUUGGACCAGGGGGUCCUGGAGGAUUCAGGGCUGCCAGCGUGGCCAUAAACACCAGUAGCCUGGUGGUGCCUGUGUUUGUGGUGAUCCUGGCUGUUGUCUGGUACUUCCGCAUCAACUACAGGCAGUUCUUCACCGCCCCUGCGACCAUCUCCCUGGUUGGAGUCACUGUGUUUUUUAGCUUUCUGAUAUUUGGAAUGCACAGCCGCUGAGGACACAGAGACAUGGCUCAGUGAUGCAGAUCGAUAUAAAGAAAAAUAUAACUGCAGUAGUCGGAUGGUAACCAGAAGAGAUGGACUCAUUAAAUAAAAAAAACAAAGUGGCUCAAUGCCACUGCUGCAGCUGCUUAUUGCGUGUGUCUAAGCACAUCCAGAGAAAAGGUGAAUACGGUUCAAGCUCAGAUCAAGAGAAUUUAGCACCUAAGUGGUCACAAUCACCUUAAAACACUUUAGCUUUAUCCUGUUUUUGUUUGAUACUGGAAGAUUUAUGGAUCUAUCUUGUCUUACUCCUAUAAAUUGUUUUAGGAAAAAGUAAAGUUGACUUAUGUUGAUAGAAUGUAAAAGGCUUUCUGUGGAUGAACACAAUCUGUACAACUUUCAAGACAUUUUUUGUUGCUUCAUAUCAACACCUUAAAGUUCUGUAAAACAAAGUCAUUGCAAGAGAGGCUGUACAUAGGUUGUAUUUUCUGUAUAUAAAAUAGAAUCCAUCUGAUGAAUCUACAUCUGGCACUUACAGAGCGGCAGUGGGACAUUCCUCCUGAUUAAAACUGGACCUGUCUUGUUUCAGCUUUAUCUAGAAUAAAAAAAAAAAAUUCCAGCCAAGUCGGUU